ACGAAAAGUAGUGAAAAUGUGAAUUCUCAGUGGUUUUUUCGCCUAUUUGAAACCCUCUGGUAAUUUAUUAUAUCAUUUAUGUUCUUGACCUCGUAAACACUGCCUUUUUUUACUCCGGUGAGUAAAAAAUCGCGUUUCUUUUAGCUCCAUGUGCAAAGUGAAGUCGACGACGACCAUUUUUUGGAUGCGUUUUCAUGGCCGAUAAUUUGCUACAAGGGCUUCAGGUGGCCGCAAAUGCGACAUCACAGGCAGGGGUGAGUUUCUCGCUAACUAUUUUUCUUUUGAACCGUUCGGUUGGCGAUGGAACAUCAUAUAGCAAUGCAAUCGUACAUAGAUUAUACAUGGUCAUUAACAUUAUCCUUAUUAAUUUUUCAAAAUACCGCAAAAUUUGGUAGAAAUCUGAUGAGAUACAUGUCUGUACAACAUAUUUUAAAAUUUAUCUCAGCAAAUGUUUCUUGAAACUUCGUCACUGAAACAUGCAAACAACGUCCUGAAACUACCAGGCGUAGAUUAUGUUGCGAAAAACUGGGCACUAGCAAUGACGUUAAAGGCUUUGCCAUUGGUUCAUUUCUGGAGCGUAUUGUUGUUGAAAGAGCAAAUGAUGACCUCUGUUUGAAAAACGAUAAAAAUGCUGGUCUGAUCAGCCAAUCGAUUUCUAGCGAAUUUUCCCGGAAAAUAACCACAAAAUUCACCGUUUUUUACCAAUUGUUUUUAGGGAAAGUUUCCCCCCCUCCCCCCCAAAAAAAAACAGGAAAUUGGACAAUUUUUCUGGGAAUUUGUCCCUAAAAAUCCUGCAAAAUUUGACUUAUUUUUCAUGACCUAUGAGAAACCCGUAUAGUAUGGCGCGAUCCAUCAGAUUUGAAAAUAUCAUCGAUAGAAGUCGGUAUAUAUUUGGAGAUAAACUGGCUUUGUUUAUGCGAUUUGGCAUAUUUUUUAUGAUGUAAGCAAAGCAAGAUAAUAUGAAAUGUUUGUUUUAACUUUACUCUUUUAAUUAGGCAGGUACAAAAGUCGGACCGGAUCAACUCGGACCGCCAGUCUGGGUCAGAUCAACUCGGAUCGACUCGGACCAACUCGGAUCGAAUAAAAAAAUAAAAAUAAAAUAAAACUGGACUCGGAUCAACUCGGAUCAUAAAAAAAAACAACUCGGAUUAUAAAAAGAAAAAUAAAAUCAGUCGGUAUCUCUCAACUUUCACCCGCCAUUUUGUUUUUUUUCUCACGAACUCGUGGUUGCGUAAAUUAAUUUUAUUUUUAUUUUUGUUAAUUUUAAUGAUACACUAGUGAGCAGCACACAUACACUUCCAGUGAACAUUUUCACUUGGAAGGAGGAGAAACCAUGCUCACCCGGGACAAAGAAAAUUUUCGUACCCAAGGCGAGAAUUGAACUCACGACCCUCCGAAUACUACAUGAAAAUCGGACGUUCCAACCACUGAACCGGAGGGUCGCGAGUUUGGUUCGUGUCGUGGGCAUGGAAAUUUCCUUUGUCCUGGGCGAGCAUGGUUUCUCCUCCUUCCAAGUUGAAAUUGUUCACUGGAAAUGUAUGUGUGCUGCUCACUAGUGUAUCAUUAAAAUUAAGUUUCAGAAGUUCUGCAGAAAAAAAAAAACAAACAGGAACAAACAAACAAACACUCUUCGGUAAUGCGAUCAACAGACAAGGCUUUUGACGAUUUUCUCAUAAAUAAUUCAGUAUUCUAAUAAAUAAGAAAAUAUAUACAUUCUAGGCGACUGAAACUAUCAUUUCUUUACUGUCCAACCACAACCACGAGUUUAUAACAUGAUCCGAGACGGACUGGCACUAGUAAAACAAAAUGGCGCCUGAAAGCCACGGAGAAAAAAAGGAUCUGGCCUUUUUUUACCCUCCAAAUGGGUUAAACUUUCAGUUUUGCUGAUUUAAUUUAAUUUUUUUGAUUGCUCCGAGUUGAUCCGAGUCCAAUUUUAUUUUUUUUUUAUUUUUUUAUUCGAUCCGAGUUGGUCCGAGUCGAUCCGAGUUGAUCCGACCCGGACUGGCGGUCCGAGUUGACCCGGUCCGACUUUUGUACCUGCCUCUUUUAAUUUAAAUCUAAAGCAUAGAGAAAUCUGGUUGCCACUUUGGUGACUAAACCAAAACUUUUAGUCACCAAGGAGAAAAUGUUAGUUGCAUUGGCGACCUUAUCACUCACAAUUUCGAGCCCUGAUGUGUCAUAAAGUUUUUAUAGUGGGGUUUCACUGUACCUGCAAAAAGGCAAGACAUCAACAUCCCACAAACAAGCCAGGGCUGGGGUGAAAACAAGAAUUGGGGCAAGUGAGAUUUCAAUUUGACUUGCUGAAUGCUCCCAAUGUUCUUGUGGCUCCAACAUAAAAAACAACAGCAAUCACCUGCUUGUCUUGCCAGCGACACAGGCUAAUCAGUUAUAUGUAACUAGACUUGUCAUAAAGUGUGUUGCAGUUAUUGAAAAAGAUAACUAUUUGAAAAACUGUUUGUGUGAUUUUACCUAUGUAUAUACCCCGUUGAUACAGUUGAGACUCUGGACAGUACACUCCUCUUAAGUAGACAGCUCUUCUUUCAACUUAUAUCAGUUUUUUCACGUACCUGCUGUUACCCUUCAAAUCACCACUUGAAUUUUAUGCUUGUGCCUGAAUUACAGCAUUGUCAGAGCAACUGUAUCAAACAGUUUUUUUUGGUAUCCCAGUAUUUAUUCAUUACAGAAAUGCACCCAUUGAUAAUUGAUGAUAAUGAAAAAUGACAUAGUGAGAGUGUCAAUCAAGAAAUCCCCUGUAUAUAUCCUUUUCCUGAUUAUUGUUCUUGCUAGGAAUACCUCAAAUAAUUUAAGAAUAAAACUUCAUGCAACUAACAAUACUUCAGUCUAUCUGUCUAAAUUUAAUCCCAAUUAGCACAUGUAAUUCAAACCCUUUAAAAUUGAUUCCAACACUUGAAAUAAUGGUAACAUACCAAUUCGUAUUGUUUCUGCAUUGCUUCUGGAAGGUGUGAGAAUUGUCAAUCACUAUAAAGUUAAUAAGAGACUGAAAAUUGGUUUAUGGGUACCCCACUAUUUACAUUUGGCAUUUAUUAAGGGAUGCCAAACUGUAAUGUUGUAGCUGAGUAAGCUGCCAUUAUAUAAGCUGCCAAUGAUAUAACCCUUUCACCUCUAGUGGCUGCAGACGAGAACCAUUCUUGUAAGUGAUAAGCUUCAGUUAUGGAGACAUUUCUCUCAUCUCAAGGGUGCCACUCAUAUGAGCAUCUAUUCUAGGACAUGUACUUAGUUCUAGUAUCACAUCAACUCUCUUGUGUAUGGGUGUGAUGUAAGAAAAUUUCAUCUGCCUUUAGCCUCCCACGCAGACGUUGUUAGGGGUUCGUCACGCGUUCCUGCCCCAGGAACGUCUGCUGACUUGAGCAGAAAAAAAUGUAGACCAAUCACAGCCGACUUCCAGGUCUGGGAAGUGCACUUUGGACCUUGAGAAAUUUUGCACUUGACUUUAUAGCUCCAAAAAAGAUCAGAAAGGUCUCAUGAGAGGUGAAGAGCUUACAGUUGUAGAACAAACUUACUAUUCAGUUAACUCACAAGCGUUCUUACUAGUGGCUACCCUCACAAACUCAUUGAAAAAAUUACCUUGAACGUUAAAUUUGCUGAACGGAAGUCGGCUUUACUUCAAAGCAAUAAGGUUUGAAAAAAAUUCUGCCUUUUGUUCAGUCUUACAAGGCAACCCCGCCAUUGCAUCACCCAAAGAACAACUUUAUCAGCAAACAACAUCUAAUCCAGCCUUUACAGAGAGAAACAUACAACAACCCAUCGCUUAUCUCCUAGAUUCUCGUCGGGAGCAAAAAUCUUUGGUCACGCAUCACACUCUACAGAGCUUGUACGUAUGUGUUUGGCUUGUCAACACUUUGACUUCAACAGUGCCGAUUGGAUCUCCAAUAAUCUGCACGUGAUCUCCAGCUGAUAUUUGCGAACAAUGGUUCAGCAGAUGUUUGUAGGGCAGGAACGCGUGACAAACCCCUAGGAACGUCUGCAUGGGAGGCUAAUCUGCCUUUGCGUUAUUGGUCUUCUAUAUUGGUUUCUUUUUUGUUGUUGUUUUAGUGAUGAAAGUGUCAAGUUCUUUUGCUUUCAAGUAUUAGAGCAUCACAUAAAAACAAGGUAAAAUUAAACAUUGAUAAUUUCUAAUUAUAAUGAUUAAUAAUAAAUUUUACAUAAUUAUUAUAAUGUGGCAUCCAUUUUAAAAUAAUUAUUAAUCUUCCUUCCAUGGAAAAAUCAAAAAGGUUUUAUUCUGUUGGUUGGUCCACCAUUUUAAAUUUUUGUCCACCAAAUUAUUCUAAAUAACUGUUAUUAAAAGAUGUUAUAAUUAAUAAAUCAGAUAAUUUAAUUUUUAAAUAUUUACUCACUUGGUAUGAUAUUAUGUAGGCUAUUAUGAUUAAAAACAUUCAACUAGAGACAACUGGGUUUAAUUGUUUUCUUACCAGGAAUAACUUAUAAACAUUUGAUCACUAGCUGUAUUCAGUACACACACGCUUCAGUCUCCUGAACUGUACAAGACAUCUUCGAUGAUCUUGCCCAAAAAAAUGGCUUUGUUUUUUUUUUAUUGUUAUUCUGUACACAGACAUGUGUCAUCAAAUCUUGUAGAUCAACAAGCACUCAGAGAGAUUCUUUUGACCUGGCUACGAAAUCAGGUACACUAGGCUAAUUUACUCUACAGUAGAAUCCCAAGGAACAUUUUCUCUUUUAUUGCCCCUCACCCUAGAUUGCAUUGUCUGUCUUUAGGUGAAAAAGGAUUGUCUUGCUAAUACCUUUGACAUAUAAUUAUGGUCUAGACUCUCUCUUUGUCUUUCAUCAAAAUUGAAACAACUUGUUUUGUGUCAAAAAGAGAAAAAUAGUCAAACGUUGUUUUUUAUAGUUGUGCAAAGAUACCUAAAAGUGGACAUAAGUAUUUUCAUUGCGAUUUUCCAUUGACCCUUGUUGCAACUUUUCAGUGUUGUACCGAGUCAGAUAACAAGAAUUUCUUGAAGAACAAGGCAGCACAAGUCUUUAGCUUGAUCUUUGUCUGUGAUUAUCCUGAGAAGGUUAGCUGAUUUAUUGUUAUGUCAAGUGUAAUGAGCGUGAAUACUGAUACCCUAAAAUUGUAACUUAAUUGUGCCCAGAAUUCAUUCAGUGUGAGAGAACUUCAUUUAAUUUCCUGCCUGCUCUUUCACAAGCUCAGCCAGCAAGAAAAACAUUUUUUUCGCAUUUAAACCUAUUGACAAUCAGGUAACAACUGCGACUCUUGGUGAAAGUGGGUGCCCAGGAUGACCAGGGUCUUGCGCUUUUGUCACAGUCAGCCCUUAGACAGUGUUUUGCCCUCAAGCCUUCCAGCCAUGAGCCCCCACACCAAUGGAACCAGGCACCUGUCCCAAUGAUUUAUCUGAUAAAAAUUAAAGGGAGGGAAGGGUUGGGGGAAAGAGACAAUCUAAAGGCUGAACAAAUCGAGUAAUCGCCUUGAAAGCAUUGUACUAAGCACAUGGAGCUGAUGUUAGCAAGGGUGACUGCGCUUGAGCCACCAAACUGACUGCUGAGCAACAACACACGACGGCGCUCCUUGUUAUUAACUGCGUUAAAUGUUGUUUAACUUCAUGUUACAUUUCUCUUCUCCCUGUAGUGGCCGUUGUUUUUCUCAGACCUCCUCCAGUGCUUGCCAUAUGGAGCAUUAGCUGUGAAUAUGUACCUUAGGAUUUUGAAGGCAAUUGAUGAGGAAGCGGUUGAUAGAGAUGUGAUAAGGAGUCAACAGGUUAAUUUUGUGAAUUGUUUUAAAAACUGUAAUGCUAUAAUUUCCAUUGGUGAAAAUAUAUCUCCAACAGAGAGGGGUACAAUCAAACAGAAAUUGAUAACCUAUUCAAUCUAUAUAAUACUGUACUACCUAACAUCUCAUACGAGCAGCUUGCAGCCACUGAAGAACCCAUUUUAGUGGGUGUCUUUAAAGCGGGUUUGGACUUUACCUAAAUUUUUUAAAGGUUGUCAUUCAAGUUGUUUUUGUUGUGACAAAGUCCACCAUGCCACACACAUGAAGUCGUUGGUGCUAAUAAUUGAAUCUAAACAUGAUGUGCAAAGGGCUACACUCUACAUGUGUGAAAUUGCUCCUUAUGAAAAUCAAAAUCGUUUGGAGUUAAAAAACUGCUUCUAGAGUUGCUUGUCACAUCUUGAAACUUGUGUAAAGACUCAAAUAUUUGAUUUAAGACUGUCAACUUUUGUGGAGUUUCCGUUGGUUGUACUUGUGCAAGUUUGUAAAACCAUUUACUGAUCAAUCAGUUUAGAAGCUGAAUGAAAUUUUUCUUCCAUGAACAGGAAGCAGAGAGGAACACGAAAAUUAAAGAUCACAUCAGGGAUACGUGCAUCACAGAGCUCGUUGACUCUUGGUUUCAGAUUCUGGUAGGUGGGAAUCUUGUAUUUUGGUACAACAAUGAGGUUGAGGUUUCGCUGACUGUUUUUUUAUUAUGUUUUGUAUGCAGAAAACAUAUGAAAAUAGCGUGUCAUCAAUAACAUGCCUUUGCCUGGACAUUAUUGGAGCAUAAUUAUAUUGAAUGGAUCGAUAUUGGCCUAAUUGCAAACGACAGGUUUAUCAGGUAAUGUUCAUUGUAAAAGGGGCAGAGUAAAGUUAAUGCAGACUGUGGACUGACUGUGGACUACGCAGAAUAAUAUUUUUAGGGUUAGAAAACAUUGGGACUUUUGGUGAAAGAAUGAAAGAUGGUAAAAUUUGAAUGUACACCCUGUAGUAUAAUUUAUGGCCUCUCUCUCCAUGAGUUCUGCGUAGGUCAAGUGGAUAGAGCAUCCGCCCGGUGUAUCUAAGUAAGAGAUUAUUGAUUUGCUAGCACAAUUUCAAACUGUGUUCUUAAGCAAGACAAUACUUUAGAGAGACUGAGAGUUGUAUUGUCAGGAAACAGAAAAUGUCAGAUUCAAGUUUAGAAUUUCUCAAAAUUGAAAACGUGCAGCUAAAAACAAGACAUAACUAAUGUGAAGCUACUAAGUUUGUGGUAGAAUUAGUAAACAGUAAAUUGCGCAACAAAGUUAAGGGAAAACUUGGUCACAUGGUAUGAAUUUCACGUUUGCUGUAAACAUAACUCUAAAUCUUUCUACAAUCCUGGACAAAUAUGCUUGGGACAGUACUGCAAUAUUCAUGUUUUUCUGUCAUUUCUCGGUUCCCUCUUAAAACAGUGCGAUCCUUUUCAAAAUCUUCUUGCAGUUCUCCCCCCACCCCACCCUAUACAAAGUAGAAAGUCGGUAAAAAUUCAGGAUAGUCGAUACACACGUCCAACAUGGGUGAGGGAGGGUUGGGCCUGUGUGAAUUGGAAAAUGUCCCUGAGAAAUGCAGAAGUGUUCCAAGACUUUUGGUAGAAUAUCAGAAACUUUGCUCACCAAUUAUGGAAAGGUACUAAACUCUGUAAUUUAUCUACAUUACAUUUUUAUUAAGGCAUGGGUCGCACUUGGGAAAAGUUUUCAUCUUUGCCGGCUAAAAAACCACAAAAAUUCGAAACCGCAACCGGAAAAGAAAACUUUUAGUCCAACCGAGGAGGGUCGCAUUAGUGGGAGUUAAUAGUUUUUGCUUUGACACAUUGAGAACUUAAGAACGCCAGAUACCAGAAAACAUUUUUCUCUUCUUCGACCGAACCUUUGUCGAAGGAUCUUUUUCCUCCAUUCCCAGUUUCAGGAGGAUGUGACAGAUAAAGAAGACCAGAAAGUGCUUGGAUGCGAAUAGUGCAUUUGGCUUGGAGAAUAACAAACAUGUGAAGUGUUUGCUUGUGUAGACGGGGACUCAACUGGUUCGCCUUCAAUAGAGCUUGUUCCCGUAAAAACCUUAAAAUAGCGAAGGUUUAUAAGCGUGUUAAGUCCUCGCCUGUAGAGAGUUUUCGAAAAAAACUUGAAAUGGCGAAGGAUAGCCGAGUAGACGCCUCUUCGCGAAGGUCUGAAAAUUCGACCACGUUUAUUUUAAAUUGAUCGUGUUUCAAAUGGAUCACGUUCAUGACAAGGCGCUGACAGUUACCGCUGUGAUUCCUAUUGUUUAGCUCGAGUUUUCCAAAAUCUGCCUGCCCCACCCAAGCACUACGGCGUCUUUGAUAUUUUUGCCGAUUUUCAAAGUUUUUUCCAACUUGAAAACUCGGGGUCGCACUUAGCAAUGUCCACCGAUGACAGAUUUCUACCGCAAGGUAAACAAAUUCUCCCAAAAAUUUGCCAAGUGCGACCCAUGCCUAAAACUAUUUUUUUGGUAUUAAUGGCCUCGUUUAAUAAAACACUUUAAAAAAGUCAAACUUCUGUAGAGCUGAUACCCCCAACCGAAACAAUCUAGAAAGAGCUCAAAAAGAGAUGCAGUUUUUUUAGUUUGUUGUUAUAAUUCAGCACUGAAUACGAGAAAGGUCGUAACAGGUUUUUUUCGUGUUCCAGUUACUCUUAUAAUUAUGCCAAGCAUGGCCAAUACUUGUUUAAGUGAAAGCGUAGGCUAGAAAGAUUUUCCUGGUGAUCGCUUUGCAAAUGUGUAGCAAAUUAGAAUGCUGAGUUUACAGUAGUGCGAGGGCCGGCAUAACUUAUCUUAGAGAAGCCCCUAACAUUCUUUUCUGUGGUGUUCCGCUUUUUAAGAGCGUUAUCGAGGAGCAGCUUCUGUUGAAUCGAGUGGCUAAUGCCUGUAUCAACUUGUUUGCUAUGACGGCUUUGAUUUCCAGAGCAGCGCGAUCCAUAAACCAAGUGCCAGCCAUGAGGUGAGUGAUAGGUAGCGUAUUUAAAUAAAUGUAAGGAAGAUCCUCGCAUUUAAACUCGCACUAGCCUGCGUAGCAGGUGUUCAAAAGGGAAGGGAAAGAGGAUUUGGGGUUUCUGAGAAGUGGUUUCGAGCCCAAAUUCUCUUUACCUUCCCUUUCGAAUGCCAGCCACACAGGCUAAACUCGCUGACUUGUGCAUUUGUGAAAAAAUAAAAGCCUGAAAAAAUUCAGAUUCGAACCAGGAUUCCGGAUUCCGGAUUCGGGAGCCGGGACUCGAACCCUAACCUAGUGAGGCCUUUAUUUAAUGAGUAUUGACACAGGCAAUCGAGGAAUAUCACUGGAAAUUAAGCUUAAAAUGAGUGACAAUGUUGUUGUGGAAGUAAUUGCGGCUAUUUUCUUUUUGCGGUAACUGACUUUACGUCAACCCUCUCACCCUCAACCUUCCCAGCAAAAAAUGUUUAAAAAAGCUCGAUACCGUGUUAACGGUAAGAGCUAUUUUUGGUGGCCUUCGCAAAAUAGAUUUACCAGAGGAUUUUGAAUUUAUUUAUCAACUGUCAUUUUUUUCAAUAUGUUUUCCUUACAGAUACAAUAUGCACUAACAAGUGCAACGUGAACAAUGCUCUCUUCAAAGAAGUCAGAUCAGGUUAGAAGCUGCAUUAUUUUUUAUUGGGCAGGGUGUAGCUAUCUUAAUAUACUGUAAGCGCUCUAUUGUAGCACAAACUUUGUUACUUGGGUGCCAGUCUUCAUAGUUCAUAGUGUCCUGCCAACCAUUAGGCUCACAGGGAAAAAUAACCGAUUCCCAUUUUUGGAUAUUUUUCGGUAUUUAAAGAAUACCCACAAAAAUCCCAAAUUUGGAAGAGUGAGACAAGUCCCAAUCUGGGAACUUGGUUGGGAAUUCCCUGGUUGGGACUUGUCUCACUUUGCCAAAUUUGGGAUUUUUAUGAGUAUUCUUUAAAUACCCAAAAAUAUCCAAAAAUGGGAAUCCGUUAUUUUUUCCUGUGGCUAUGUUCACAUUAUACUAGAUAGCUUUUCCUGCCGACACAAAAAUCUAUCCAGUAUUAUAUGAAAACCAAUCCGAUAUAUGACCCUCCAAUUUCAAAAUUGGCACGGCGCACCUUUCACUCCAUUACAAAGAUCAGACGGAACAGAAAUCACCGUUCUCAGACGUGAACAGAAGCCCCAUCCCAGCAGGUUAAACACAGCGUGAUAGCAGACUAAACAUAUUAUCUGCUACACAGUUGCUUUUAGUGUUGUCAUGCAACGCUCCUCCCGUGACAACACUAAACACAGCUGUGGCUGUAUAGCAGACUAAACAGAUAUUGGGUAUAGUGUGAACAUAGCCUCAGUCUCACACAUUGGUGAGUGGUGUUGCAUGACGAUAUUAGUCUGCUAUAAAGGCCGUUCUUAGUGUUGUCAUGCAACACUCCUCCUGUCACAACACUAAACACGGCUGUGGCUGUAUAGCAGACUAAACAGAUGUUGGGUGUAGUGUGAACAUAGCCUCAGUCUCACACAUUGGUGAGUGGUGUUGCAUGACGAUAUUAGUCUGCUACACAGCUGUUUUUAGUGUCGUCACGCAACACUCCUCCGGUCAGAACACUAAACACGGAUGUGGCUGUAUAGCAGACUAAACAGAUAUUGGGUAUAGUGUGAACAUAGCCUCAGUCUCACACAUUGGUGAGGGGUGUUGUGUGAUGAUAUUAGUCUGCUACACAGCCGUUUUUAGUGUCGUCACGCAACACUCCUCCGGUCAGAACACUAAACACGGCUGUGGCUGUAUAGCAGACUAAACAGAUAUUGGGUAUAGUGUGAACAUAGCCUUAGUCGCACAUAGUGGUGAGGGGCGUUGCGUGACGAGACAAAACGGCUACAUUGCUAGAUCAACACAACACUUAGUAUCUGACAAUAAUUUAAUACCUCUCAACUCAAGCGCGUUUUCCGUUUGAAAAGGAAUGUGUCACGUGCUGCCUGUCAUGCGCAAACCUUCCUAGCUCCCAAACAAACCUUACUCACACUUGACCAGGUCACGUGGUUUGAACCUACAAAAAUCCAUGUGCCGAUGGAGCCGGACAAAAAAAAUUGCCACUCUCAUUACUAAACCUAAUUGAUAAUUUGUUUUAGUAUUCACCAAAUCAGUGGAUAGCAACUUUCACGCGUUCUGAUUGGCUCCAGUAACUCGGAAAAUCCUUUGACAUUCACUGUUUUUGGACGAAAUUCAAAAUGGCUUCCCGUUUCGCAACAGUUUCGAAAGAUAAAAUGUUAGCGAUAAAUGAAGCAGCUGCACCAACAAAUACCUAGAAUAAGACAAAAUUGAGCUUGUCGGUGUUUACUGGCUGGUAGAAAAAAAAUUUCUGACUGAAUUUGCAACAAAAUCAUAAAAAAUGAUUCCUGAAACACUGUCAAUUGAAACGUAAACAAACUCUGGCUAAGUGACGUCGUUUGUUUACAAAAAGUUCCUUUUUGAUUUUUUUCCAACUGAUUUGGUAAAUACUAAAACAACUAUCCCCCUCAGGGUCGGUUCAUAGCGCUUGAUAUAUACCUCGACGCUUCGCGUGUCAGUAUAUAUGCACCACUAUUCACCUCCCCUUCGGGGGAUAGUUGUAUAUUAUUUUUGACAUUUCAGAAAUGACAAAAAAGUCGUAAGCCCCGUCUGGCAACAGUUUUAAUUAUUCUGACUCUGCGGGAUGUAAAAGACACACAAGGGACGUAACAAAUUUCUGACAUUGAUCCCCUCCCGGCCCUCCCCUCCCCGUGAUCUUGGGUGGGCAAUCCGUAGGAAAAGAUCUUAAUUCAGGGAUAAACCCUCGGAUUCUCCUUCGGGGUGAUUAAGCAGCUGCCUACAAACAUACAUGGGAUAUGAGUUUUUUAGGUUUACCUCGGUGUAUGUAGCCUCGGAAUGCAGAUGUAUUUCUGGUCGUCCCUUUUCUCCACCCGGAAGUAAGAAAAGCGACGACCGGAAAUACGUCUGCGUUGACAGGUUACGGUGUAAGAACCUGGGAACUAAUUCUUUGCCUCGCACCUUUUGUUGUUUUUUUUGGUUCUACUGUCUUGACUUCUUUGUUUUACGUUACUCGUGAGUUUUACAGGUUCUUAUACACCGAGGGUGAGCCAGUUUUUUUUAGGAGUUUUGGUUUGUUUCAUUUUCAGGUUCAAAAAGGAAUUGAGACGAUCACUUUAAAGUAAAUUGCCACAGAUGUUUUCCAUAAUGGAGGGUGCGUAGCACCGCACACACUGAAC
Molecule: messenger RNA, 11921 nt
Organism: Porites lobata
Lineage: Eukaryota; Metazoa; Cnidaria; Anthozoa; Scleractinia; Poritidae
Source: the annotation of a GenBank genome assembly